Botrytis porri is the source of this 736-nucleotide messenger RNA. RefSeq lists its product as uncharacterized. Gene Ontology annotation, biological process: cytoplasmic translational elongation. Lineage: Eukaryota; Fungi; Ascomycota; Leotiomycetes; Helotiales; Sclerotiniaceae. The transcript has 4 exons. The coding region runs from base 124 to 459 and encodes 111 amino acids. Gene Ontology annotation, cellular component: cytosolic large ribosomal subunit; ribosome. Gene Ontology annotation, molecular function: structural constituent of ribosome. The record is from RefSeq and is a predicted model, not a curated record.
AGAUCCACAAUCGAAUCUUUCACAAACUUCAAAACUCUCAGAACUUGAAAUUUCAGUCUCCGUCUCUUGCGGUUAAAUCGAUUGAUAUACCUGUUCUUUAACGAAACAAAUAAAUCAUUCAAAAUGAAGUAUCUCGCUGCAUACCUCCUCCUCACCAUCGGUGGAAAGGCUUCCCCUUCCGCUAAGGACAUCACCACCGUUCUCGAGUCCGUUGGAAUUGAGAUCGACCAAGAGCGUCUCGAUACUCUCAUCAAGGAGCUUGACGGAAAGGACAUCAACGAGUUGAUCGCUGAGGGUUCCUCCAAGUUGGCAUCCGUCCCAUCUGGUGGUGCCGGUGCUGCCCCAGCUGCUGGUGGAGCUGCCGCUUCCGGUGGUGCCGCUGCUGAGGAGAAGGUUGAGGAGAAGGCUGAGGAGAAGGAGGAGUCCGACGAGGACAUGGGUUUCGGUCUUUUCGAUUAAGCAGUCAAUUGACUUCCCCACGUACUCGACGCUCUCGACUUACCGGAACAUCAUUUCGAGAUUUCUGGGAGAAAUCGUGCGGGCUUCGCCCAUUAUUUGCACACCAUUUGGGAUGGAUUGUAUCUCGCAAAGAAUCCCAUGACAAGCAUAUAUUCAUGCAAAAUAGAGCAAUAAAGACGUGAUUCUUCAAACAACAGCAGCAUUUUUAGCAGUAUAAAUAGUUACAUGGUGUGAUGUGUUGUGAUUUGCCGUCAUUUAUUAAUAUGAAAUGUAAAUG